UUUCCAAUGAGAGGGCAGCACCAGCUAACAACGUGAAAGGACAGGUGUUACUAAGUAGUAUUUAUACAGCAGUGAAUAUUAAAAUACACUUCAGAGUGUUAUACCUGUGUGCAGGAGCAGCUUGAAAGGUAACAAAGGGCAGAGAAAGAGAGUGAGAGCAAUAAGAAAAAUAGCACCAAGAUUGAGGGAAAGAAACUUUGAGUGCUUGCCAGAAAGUUUUUUAUUUUGUUUGUCUUGAGUGUGUUGGUGGCACUGUAGCAUGUUUAGGAAACCUGCUCUCUCCACAAUCUCUAAUGGAAGCUCUUUUCAGGGGCAAUCGAUUGGCAGGUUGCCCUCUCUGGACAGUAAAGAGCCAGCUCAAGAAGAAAAAGUGGUGCUGAAGAAGAAAGUAACUUUUUUGAGAGGGGUUUCCAUUAUAAUUGGCACUAUCAUUGGAGCAGGAAUCUUCAUCUCUCCCAAAGGGAUCCUACAGAACACAGGAAGUGUGGGAAUGUCCUUGAUUCUCUGGACAGUGUGUGGUAUCCUCUCACUGUUUGGUGCACUGUGCUAUGCUGAACUGGGAACAUGUAUCAAGAAAUCCGGUGGCCACUACACUUACAUCCUGGAGGCGUUUGGCCCAUUACCGGCUUUUGUUAGAGUCUGGGUGGAACUGCUUAUAAUACGCCCUGCUGCCACAGCAGUGAUAUCCUUGGCAUUUGGACGCUAUAUUUUGGAACCAUUUUUUAUCCAAUGUGAAAUUCCAGACCUAGCAAUUAAGCUUAUUACAGCUGUUGGCAUCACAGUGGUAAUGGUCCUGAAUAGCAUGAGUGUCAGUUGGAGUGCUCGCAUCCAGAUUUUCCUUACCUUUUGCAAGCUCGUAGCAAUUUUGAUAAUUAUAGUCCCUGGAGUUAUGCAGCUAAUUAAAGGAGAAACACAGCACUUUAAAGAUGCAUUUGCAGGGAAUGAUGCCAGUGUUAUGGGAUUACCUCUCGCUUUUUAUUCAGGAAUGUAUGCCUAUUCAGGCUGGUUUUACCUCAAUUUUGUAACUGAAGAAGUGGAAAAUCCUGAGAAAAACAUACCGCUCGCAAUAUGUGUUUCAAUGGUUAUUGUCACAGUUGGCUAUGUGUUAACAAAUGUGGCUUAUUUCACUACAAUCAGCCCUGAGGAACUGCUAAAUUCAAAGGCCGUGGCAGUGACCUUUGCUGAACGAUUAAUGGGAAAUUUUUCAUUAGCCGUUCCAAUAUUUGUCGCCCUUUCCUGCUUUGGCUCUAUGAAUGGUGGUAUCUUUGCAGUUUCCAGGAUGUUCUACGUUGCAUCCCGUGAGGGUCACCUUCCAGAAAUUCUCUCCAUGAUUCAUGUCCGCAAGCACACUCCUCUGCCAGCUGUCAUUGUUUUGCACCCUCUAACAAUGAUAAUGCUCUUCACUGGGGAUCUGUACAGCCUUCUGAACUUCCUCAGUUUUGCCAGGUGGCUUUUUAUUGGACUGGUAGUUAUUGGGCUGAUUUAUCUCAGAUAUAAACGUCCUGAUAUGCCUCGUCCAUUCAAGGUGCCGCUAUUUAUUCCAGCUUUGUUUUCCUUCACUUGCCUCUUCAUGGUUGCACUGUCACUUUACUCUGAUCCUGUCAAUACAGGAAUAGGCUUUGCAAUAACCCUGACUGGUGUCCCCGCCUACUACCUCUUUAUCAUAUGGGACAAGAAGCCAAGAUGGUUCAGAAGGCUCUUAGACAGGGUAACUGAAACAUUGCAAAUCAUCCUGGAAGUUGUCCCAACAGAAGAUGGCUUGAAAUCGUGAUCACUUACAUCCUUAAGAAGAGGUGUUGCCUGAGUGUCCCAUUUCAGCUUGGGUCAUUGGGGUGGGGAAGUUUUCCCCCCUCCCUGGAAGUUCAGAGAAUUACAAGAGCAAGUCACAGUUACAAUGAAGCCUGAAAAAGACUAGGUUACUAGAGCUGUAAUUUUUUUUUUUUUUUUACAUUCUCAAACUUUUGUACAAAGAGUUGGUAUGUAGAAAGUACAUCUGCUCUGUGCUGUAAAAUAACAGAAGCCACAGAGCAUCUCAUCUCUCUGGGAGAGUGGGGACAAGUAGAAAAAAAUGAAAAAUCUCAUUAAUAUUUCCCUUUUAUAAUAUUAUUUUUUAGCAAACCUUAGGUUCUUCAAAUUGGGGAUUUUACUGCAUUGCCAAUGACCAUUUGUUCCAGAAAUGUUUUUGUAAUCAGAUAUACUGUGAACAGUGUAUCCUGCACCCUGCUCAUGAAGAACCUAGCCUUCACUGGAGAGAAGGGUAAGGGAAAGCUCCUUAGCUAAAAGGUUGGGUCAGCAUUGUUCUUCCUCUCCCUCCAUUCUUCAUCAAUAUCUUAUUUCUCUUGUCUCAACUGAAACAGCACAUCAGUUCCCCACAUACACAAACAGGGUGAUUUCACCCACUUUUGUGAUGGCCUAGUAGGAUUGCUAAAUUUCCUGUGUUUUUUUCAAUAGAGUAAUUGAAAAUCGAUUCUGAUAUUUAAUAUUAAUUUUCUGCUAAAGGGGAGGCAAAUUUUAGGUUUGAGGCAUAAUUUGAUGCUUUUCAAAAGUUUAUACCAGUCUGAAAGUUAUCACUGGUUCUUAAACACAUACCAAGUUCUUAGGCCUUGAAAUCUCAGCAAAUGAUGUUCUCAUACAAAACCUACUUCCUGGUUCCCAGUUUCAAUUGAAACUAGAAAUUAGGGAGGAAAUUGGGUUGAAAAAAUU
Molecule: messenger RNA, 2703 nt
Organism: Mauremys reevesii (Reeves's turtle)
Lineage: Eukaryota; Metazoa; Chordata; Testudines; Geoemydidae
Gene: SLC7A11
Product: solute carrier family 7 member 11
Exons: 12
Coding region: 260-1771 (503 amino acids)
Biological process (GO): amino acid transmembrane transport
Cellular component (GO): membrane
Molecular function (GO): L-amino acid transmembrane transporter activity
Source: RefSeq, a predicted model, not a curated record